Arabidopsis arenosa is the source of this 3500-nucleotide messenger RNA. Lineage: Eukaryota; Viridiplantae; Streptophyta; Magnoliopsida; Brassicales; Brassicaceae. The record is from the annotation of a GenBank genome assembly.
CAAUUUAACAACUCAGCAGAAGCAAGAGCAUCAAAGGGUAGAGAUGGACGAGGAACCCUCAGUGGCCGGAGGUAGGAUUCCGGUCUACGAAUCUGCCGGAAUGUUAUCCGAGAUGUUUAAUUUCCCCGGAAGCAGUGGUGGAGGAAGAGAUCUCGACCAUGGUCAAUCUUUCCGGUCAAAUAGGCAGUUGCUUGAGGAGCAACAUCAGAAUAUUCCGGCCAUGAAUGCUACGGAUUCAGCCACCGCCACCGCGGCCGCCAUGCAGUUAUUCUUGAUGAAUCCACCGCCACCGCAACAACCACCGUCUCCGUCAUCCACCACCACCACAAGGAGCCAUCACAAUUCUUCAACUCUUCACAUGUUACUUCCAAAUCCAUCCACCAACACAACUCACCAUCAAGGCUACACUAAUCAUAUGUCUAUGCAUCAGCUUCCACAUCAGCAUCACCAACAGAUGACGUGGCAGUCAUCUUCCUCCGAUCAUCAUCACAACAACAGCCAAACCGAGAUCGGGACCAUCCACGUGGAAAACAGCGGAGGACAAGGUUUGUCCUUAUCUCUCUCAUCGUCUUUAGAGGCUGCAGCAAAAGCUGAAGAGUAUAGAAACAUUUACUACGGAGCCAAUUCUUCUAACGCAUCACCUCAUCAUCAAUACAAUCAAUUCAAGACUCUUCUUGCUAAUUCUUCUCAACAUCACCAUCAAGUAUUAAACCAAUUCCGAUCAUCUCCGGCGGCUUCUUCCUCUUCCAUCGGAGCGGUCAAUAUCUUAAGAAACUCAAGAUACACAACGGCCGCACAAGAGUUGUUGGAAGAGUUUUGUAGUGUUGGAAGAGGAUUUUUGAAGAAGAACAAACUUGGGAACAGCUCAAACCCUAAUACUAGCGGUGGCGAUGGCGGUGGUGGCAGCUCUCCUCCGUCAGCCGGAGCAGUAAAGGAUCAUCCUCCUUUAUCGGCGUCUGAUCGGAUUGAGCAUCAAAGAAGGAAAGUGAAACUACUCACCAUGCUUGAAGAGGUGGACCGACGGUACAACCAUUACUGCGAGCAAAUGCAGAUGGUUGUGAAUUCUUUCGACAUAGUAAUGGGCCACGGUGCGGCGUUACCGUACACCGCAUUGGCUCAAAAAGCUAUGUCAAGGCAUUUUCGAUGCCUUAAAGACGCUGUCGCGGCUCAGCUUAAGCAGAGUUGCGAACUUCUUGGGGACAAAGAUGCAGCCGGGAUAUCUUCUUCCGGAUUAACAAAAGGCGAAACUCCGCGGUUGCGUUUGUUAGAACAGAGUUUGCGUCAGCAACGUGCGUUUCAUCAAAUGGGUAUGAUGGAACAAGAAGCGUGGCGGCCACAACGCGGUUUGCCUGAACGCUCCGUUAAUAUACUUAGAGCUUGGCUCUUCGAGCAUUUCCUUCACCCGUAUCCAAGUGAUGCAGAUAAACACCUCUUGGCUCGACAGACUGGUUUAUCCAGAAAUCAGGUGUCAAAUUGGUUCAUAAAUGCUAGGGUUCGUUUAUGGAAACCCAUGGUGGAAGAAAUGUAUCAACAAGAAUCAAAAGAAAGAGAAAGAGAAAGAGAAAGAGAAGAGGAAUUAGAAGAGAACGAAGAAGAUCAAGAAACAAAAAACAGCAACAACGACAAGAGCACAAAAUCCAACAACGAUGAAAGCAACUUCACUGCCGCUCGGACCACUUCACAAACUCCAACGACAACCGCACCAGACGCAGCAGUAGCGACAGGCCACCGUCUAAGAUCCGACAUUAAUGCUUACGAAAGCGACCCUUCAUCAAUUCUACUCCCUUCCUCUUAUUCCAACGCCGCCGCUUCUGCCGCAGUUUCUGACGACUUGAAUUCUCGUUACGGUGGCUCAGCCGCGUUUUCCGCCGUUGCCACGUGUCAACAAGGUGUUGGUGGGUUCGAUGAUGCUGACAUGGAUGGGGUUAAUGUUAUAAGGUUUGGGACAAACCCUACUACUGGUGACGUGUCACUCACGCUUGGUUUACGCCACGCUGGAAACAUGCCUGACAAGGACGCUUCUUUUUGCGUUAGAGAUUAUCCAGGAAACAAAAGAGUUGAGGAUGAUCACAUAAGUUGUUUAUCUCUCAGUAAUGGUUUUGUCAAACCGGAGAAGAAACUAUCACCUAUAAUUGUGAAAGUCCAAAGCUCUCUUAAACAAGAGAUUAUAGAACUCGAGAAAAGAUUACAGAGUCAGUUUGAUGUUCGUAACGAUUUAGAAAAUGCGUUGGGUUAUAGAGAAACUUCUCAAGACGACAAUAUCUUCACUCCCAAGCCUGCAACAGAAUUAAUCAAGGAAACUGCGAUACUCGAGUUAGAAGUUUCGAAUUUGGAACAAUUCAACGAUCCAGAUUCAACCGAGAGUGACAUAGAUUCUAGUGUUCGCCGAUGCCAAUCCUUGCUUAAUCAACGGUCCACUUUCAUCAGUAACAGACUUUCUCCACCAGAAGAGUCCAUAAAGGAACAGUACAUAAAGAACAGAUCAAUUAUCGGUAUUCGGAUAUCCGAUCACAUACCUAUAAUGACUCCAAACAAGUUAUCAGAGGAGAUGAUCAAGUAUGCGUCGACUAUGUACAUCAAACUUGCAGACACUCCGUUUCUUUCUUCGAUAAGCAAGUUGUGGAGUCCAAGCUUCAGGAAAUACUCUGUUUUUGAUGACCUAUUCGAAUCAAGUGGACCAUACAGCUCGAUGAUCAAAGUGUCACAUAUUAAAAGGAAAGGACAUGAUUUUGAGAUGAUGCUUCGACAUUUCAGAUUGCUUGUUAAACAAUUAGAAGAUGUUGAUCAGAGCAAGUUGACACAUCAAGAGAAACUUGCGUUUUGGAUUAAUGUACAUAACUCACUUGUGAUGCACACAUUUCUGGUUAAUGGGAUUCCGAAGAACAACGGGAAGAGAUUCUUGCUACUCUCUAAGCCAGCUUACAACAUAGGAGGUCGUGUGAUGAGCAUAGAAAUGUUGCAAAAUUCUAUUCUUCUCAGCCGAAUGCCUUGUCCCCAACAGUGGCUGCGGUUGUUACUCACCUCAAAAAAGCUCAGAACCGGAGAUGCAUACCGCGAAUACUCACUCGAGCAUCCCAAGCCUUUGUUGUACUUUGCUCUCUGUUCCGGAAAUUACUCUGAUCCCCCGAUUCGAGUAUAUACGCCAGAGAGUAUAUAUCUUGAGCUGGAAACCGCAAAAGAAGAGUACAUCCGCACAACAAUUGGGUUCAGAAAUGACCAUAAACUAAUCUUACCAAAGAUCACAGAGUCUUUCAGCAAAGACUUGGGUUUGAAUCAAGUUGCAUUGAUGGAGAUGAUCCAAGAAUGUCUCCCGGAACCCAUGAGGAAUACAAUCAACAAACUCAAUAUGGGGAGAUCCCGAAAGAGUAUCAUAGAAUGGAUCCCACACAAUUUCGGUUUCCGGUAUCUGAUAGCUAAAGAACUCAUCAAGUGAAGAAGUUUACCGGUAUCUGCAGGAAAGUCUUGUUCAGGAUUUUGAUUAAUAAAUCUUACAUGGCCAA